This is a messenger RNA of Laccaria bicolor S238N-H82, 1380 nucleotides long. RefSeq lists its product as uncharacterized. Bases 1 to 1380 code for a protein of 459 amino acids. NCBI's taxonomy places the organism in Eukaryota, Fungi, Basidiomycota, Agaricomycetes, Agaricales, Hydnangiaceae. The transcript is spliced from 11 exons. Gene Ontology annotation, molecular function: FAD binding. The record is from RefSeq and is a predicted model, not a curated record. Gene Ontology annotation, biological process: secondary metabolite biosynthetic process.
AUGGCAGUUAUGGGCUCUGGAACUAGGUUUAGAGUUGCGAUUUGUGGAGCUGGCAUUGGGGGAUUGACUACUGCAGUCACGCUAUCGAGAUUUCCUGAUAUCGAGGUUGAGAUCUUCGAAGGCGCACAACAGCUCGCAGAGCUCGGUGCUGGGAUUGGACUCUUUCCACGUCCUUGGGAAAUUGUCAAGAAACUCGGGCUUGAGGAAGACUUGCUGAAAACUACAGAGAUAAAGAUUACUGACGGACCAGUCGCCUCCUUCAGAUAUCGCAAGAGUGACGGUCCCGUCGGUUAUGACUUUUAUACCUUGGUGACGAAAGGAAACCUGGUCACCUUCCAUCGUCCAGACUUCCAAAAGGUUCUACUUAGCAAACUACCCCCCUCUUACAAAAUCAGUUGCUCGAAACGUCUCCGGUCGUACACACAGCGGCUUUCAGGUCCUAUUGACCUCUUCUUCGAAGACGGCACUACGUCGUACUGUGACGUUCUUGUUGGUGCCGAUGGGUUGAAGUCCGCGGUCAGACGUACACUCUUAACUGAAAAGGCCCAGUGGGCCGAAUCAGAGAACCGAUGGAGAGAAGCCUCUGAUUUCAUAGCUUCUAUCGAGCCAGUAUGGUGCGGCACAAAUGCUUAUCGUGCGUUGAUUCCCGCCGAGAAAUUGAAGGCUCGCUUUCCUGGUCAUCGUACAUUGACACAGCCCACGCAGUUCCACCUCCCUGAUCAGUAUCUUGGCAAAAAUGGAUAUGUGAUUGCCUACCCUAUCUCCAAGGGUAAAAUGGUCAACUUCGUCGCAUUCAAAUCUCGUCACGACCUCGAGAACACCAGAUUCAAUGGACCAUGGGUUUGUGCUACGGACCCAGCCGAAUUCGCUGCUACGUUCCGCACCUGGGAGCCCGAGGUUCAAGCUCUCGUCGAUUGCGUCGAGCGGCCCCUGCGAUGGGCAAUCCACACCGUGAAACCUCUGAAUUCAUUCGUCUCUGGUCGGGCGGGAAUAAUCGGUGACGCCGCACACGCCAUGACUCCGCAUCAAGGUUCUGGAGCAGGCCAGGCCAUCGAGGACGGCUACGUCCUUGCCACAAUCCUCGGCCACCCAGCGACAACCCGCGAAACCAUCAGCCGCUCCAUGUUAAUAUACGAUCAAGUGCGACGGCCCGUCGCACAGUCCGUGCAUGAAGUCGCGCGCCAAAAUGGAAAAAUCUUCACGUUUUGUGCUCCUGACCCUGACCUGAAUUUCGACCAUGUAUCGUCUCCGGAAGAAAUGUCAGCGAAACUGCAGAGGCUCAGUCAUCGGUUCACGAAAAAUUGGGAGUGGGCUUGGACGACGUCAGCAAAGACCGUCAUACAAGACGCUUUCAGAUUGUUGGGCCCGCCGCGGUCCUGA